AUGGCUAGUCCGCAGCAGCCCCCGCACUCUCACUCUCAUUCCCACUCUCACGCCGUCCCUCAUGGCCAUACGCACGAGAUCCUUGACGGUCCCGGGUCCUACCUCAACCGGGAGAUGCCCAUUAUCGAAGGGCGAGACUGGAAUGAUAGAGCGUUUACAAUUGGAAUUGGAGGACCGGUGGGAUCUGGCAAAACAGCUUUGAUGCUGCAGCUCUGCUUGGCCCUGCGGGAAACGUACAAUAUUGCGGCUGUGACGAAUGAUAUCUUCACUAGGGAAGACGCAGAAUUCCUGACUCGCAAUAAAGCGCUCCCCCCCGAACGUAUUCGUGCCAUUGAAACUGGUGGCUGUCCCCAUGCUGCCGUCCGUGAAGACAUUAGCGCCAACCUCCUAGCUCUCCAGCAGCUCCAGCGCAGAUUCCAAACCGACUUACUGCUUAUCGAGUCCGGUGGUGAUAACCUUGCGGCGAAUUACUCGCGGGAACUCGCCGAUUAUAUCAUUUACGUUAUUGACGUCGCUGGUGGUGAUAAGAUUCCGCGGAAGGGUGGCCCGGGGAUAACGGGAAGCGAUCUGUUAGUGGUGAAUAAGAUCGACCUGGCAGAAGCCGUGGGAGCUGAUUUAGGUGUGAUGGAGAGAGAUGCGGCGAGGAUGAGAGAAGGUGGACCGACGAUCUUCGCGGAAGUAAAAAAUGGUAAGGGCGUGGAGCAUAUUGUGAAUCUUAUCGUGAGCGGAUGGAAAUCCACAGGGGCGUACGAUGUCAGUAUUGCCCGGUGGAAAAAUGGAGCCCCGAGAGGCUCUGGGCCGGUAGAGAAAUAG
Messenger RNA from Uncinocarpus reesii 1704, 813 nucleotides. Its product is annotated as urease accessory protein ureG. The transcript is spliced from 3 exons. Gene Ontology annotation, molecular function: GTPase activity; nickel cation binding. The record is from RefSeq and is a predicted model, not a curated record. NCBI's taxonomy places the organism in Eukaryota, Fungi, Ascomycota, Eurotiomycetes, Onygenales, Onygenaceae. The coding region runs from base 1 to 813 and encodes 270 amino acids.